GUGAAGGCACCAAUGGAAAUGGGGAGCAGCAGCACUGAGAAGUUUUACAGGAUCCCCAAAGGAAAGGGACCGCACUUGGUUGGAUGUACAGACCUGAUGACAGAAAAUGCAGUGGAGGGAAGCUUCUUGCGCCUGUAUUAUCCAUCGUGCGAUGCCACAGAUAAUGAAGAGGCACCGUGGAUUCCAGAUAAAGAGUACUACCAGGGACUCUCUGACUUCCUUAAUAUGUACCGAGUUGUAGGAGAAAGGCUUUUCCAGUACUAUGUUGGUUCCGUGACCUGUCCUGCAAAGUCAAAUGCUGCUUUUAAGCCGGGAGAAAAAUACCCACUCCUCGUUUUUUCCCAUGGACUUGGAGCUUUUCGGACAAUCUAUUCUGCUAUUUGCAUAGAGAUGGCUUCCCAGGGCUUUAUAGUGGCUGCUGUGGAGCACAGAGAUGAAUCUGCUUCUGCAACGUAUUAUUGUAAAAAAAAGUCAGUUUCUGAACCACAGGAAGAGUCUACAUCAAACAUGGAGAAGGAAUGGAUCUACUACAGGAAACUAAAAACUGGAGAGGAAGAGCGCUGUUUGCGCCAUAAGCAGGUGCAGCAAAGAGCGCUGGAGUGUAUCAAAGCUCUCAACCUCAUUCUUAAUAUCAAUUCAGGAGAGGAAGUAACAAAUGUGCUAAAUUCAAACUUUGACUGGAAUAGCCUAAAGGAUUCUGUUGAUACUAGCAGAAUAGCUGUGAUGGGACACUCUUUUGGUGGUGCUACAGUUAUUGAGAGUCUCAGCAAAGAAAUAAGAUUCAGGUGUGGCAUUGCCCUCGAUGCAUGGAUGCUCCCAGUAGGCGAUGACAUUUACCAAAACAGUGUCCAGCAACCACUGCUUUUUAUCAACUCUGAAAAAUUCCAGUGGGCUGAUAAUAUCUUAAAGAUGAAGAAGCUCGGCUCCAAUGACACAAACAAGAAAAUGAUCACUAUCAAGGGGUCAGUGCAUCAGAGCUUUCCUGACUUCACCUUCGUGAGUGGAGAAAUCAUUGGAAGAUUUUUCAAAUUAAAAGGAGAAAUAGAUCCAAAUGAAGCUAUUGAUAUAAGCAAUCAUGCUUCAUUAGCCUUCCUGCAGAAACAUUUGAGUCUUAAGAAAGAUUUCGAUAAGUGGGAUUCUCUUGUGGAUGGCAUAGGACCCAAUGUUAUUCCUGGCACCAAUAUUGACUUACCUCCAGCUGAACCUGAAUAAGGAAUACAAAGAAGUACUGAAAAUGCCACAGAUAUCACGACACUAACGUUGGCCAGACAUUGCUCAGAUAUGUGAUAGCAUUGGCCUCCCACACAGCUUUUGGGGUGUGGAAUAAAAAAAAAAGCAUUAGGUUACAUUAU
Messenger RNA from Phaethon lepturus (White-tailed tropicbird), 1352 nucleotides. RefSeq names its product phospholipase A2, group VII (platelet-activating factor acetylhydrolase, plasma) (gene PLA2G7). The record is from RefSeq and is a predicted model, not a curated record. Gene Ontology annotation, molecular function: 1-alkyl-2-acetylglycerophosphocholine esterase activity. NCBI's taxonomy places the organism in Eukaryota, Metazoa, Chordata, Aves, Phaethontiformes, Phaethontidae. The transcript is spliced from 10 exons. The coding region runs from base 13 to 1212 and encodes 399 amino acids.